UUCUUGACUCAACUCCCAAAUUGGCAUCCAGCCCAUCAUCUAAGAUGAUUUUGACAGUCACAGCCAUCAUCUUUCCCCGGUUAGCUUGUCAACCAUGGACAAGAAGGUAGUGAAGCUGGUGCAUGCAGGCGAUGCCGAUCAGCUCGAUAAAACCCUACAAGUUAUAGAUAAGGAUGAAAAAUCUCGCCUCUUGAGUACCAUCUACACACAUGGCGACUCGAUCGCCCACUUCGCGGCCAGGGAGCAUCAACUUGAGAUCCUUAAGGUUCUCGCUCGGCAUCAGUGUCCAUUUGAAAUCUCGAAUGAAAACGGUCGACAACCACUUCACGAAGCAAUUGGUUCUCAGCCAUGCAUCGAGUUUCUUGUUUCGGAAUGUCAAGUCGAUGUAAACGCCAUGAAACGUGGAGACUGGACGGCAAUUAUGAUUGCAGCUAUGAAAGGAUUGACUGAUACUGUCAAGAUUCUUUUGCAUUAUGGAGCACGGCUCGAUAUGGUUAACCGAGACGGAUGGAAUGCACUCCACUUGGCGGUGAAAGAAGAGUUCAAUGAUUUAAGCACUUAUUUAAUUGACAAGUACCCAGAGGCAAGUCUGGCAGUAUCCAAAUCUGGAAGGCUACCCGUGCAAACAGCAGCACGUUGCAACGAGGAUAGUUACCUGACAUUGUACCUUUUGACCCACUCGCCUCAUGGUCCGAAAGCUAUUUUAAACUACCAAGAUAAUUCCGGACAAAACUUGUUGCAAGAUGCAGUAGCUGCUAAAAAUAAUCAACUUGUGCGGACGCUUAUACAGGACUAUGGAGCCGAUGCUAACGUGCCAGACAAGCUGGGCAGAACAGCCAUCCACCACGCAGCGAUGAUCGGGUGCAUCGACAUCAUGGUGGUUUUGCGUGAUCUAGAACGACGACAUGGAACAGAGAUAGAUUGGGACAGGGCGGAUAGCUGGGAUGAAUGGACGCCUCUUAUGCACGCAGCGAGGGAGGGCCACAGUGAGACUAGCAAAUUCCUGAUAGAGGAAUGCGGAGCUGAUUGUUCAAAACAAGAUAAACAAGGACGUACACCUGGGGAUAUUGCGGUGGAACCAUGAACUAUGAGAAUGGAAGUUGUGGAUUUCCGGUGCAUUACCUAUGUCGCGCGCUAUUUCAUUUUCACUCUAACACCGGAACAAAUCAGACAUACAUUGUCAGUAUUGCAAUUCGGUUGACCUGCAUCCAUUUUGUAUAGAAUUGACAACAUUUAUCAAUAUAUGGGCAUAAAUAAAGUCCCUGAUCACC
Molecule: messenger RNA, 1271 nt
Organism: Umbelopsis ramanniana AG
Lineage: Eukaryota; Fungi; Mucoromycota; Umbelopsidomycetes; Umbelopsidales; Umbelopsidaceae
Exons: 5
Coding region: 95-1084 (329 amino acids)
Molecular function (GO): protein binding
Source: RefSeq, a predicted model, not a curated record